Messenger RNA from Clunio marinus, 288 nucleotides. The record is from the annotation of a GenBank genome assembly. NCBI's taxonomy places the organism in Eukaryota, Metazoa, Arthropoda, Insecta, Diptera, Chironomidae.
AUGACACAACGAAAGGGAAAAAAAACUCCACAAUAUUGGAAAAAUUUCUUUUCCUUUUUUGCCGACAAUUCAGCCAACAGCUUCAAAAAUGGAAAAGAAUUUGAACGGGAGAACGCGGCAGCAAGAAAAAAAAUUGUAUCAUUUGUUGGCAAUAAAAAUGAAAUCCCCUUAAGGGUUCUUCUGAGGUUCUCCACAACCUUUAGUAAACAGGAAGCCGAGCAAAAAAUGAUUCAGCAUCAGAAGCAGCAGAAGCAUCUAGCAAACGACAUACAUUAUAGUGAACAUUGA